AACGCAACCGGUGACUGUCAAAUUGUUAAGACCACCGAUUUUUCUAAAAGGCGUAUUAAAUUUUACUUUUUUCAGUCAUAAAUAUAGUAGAUUGUUUAAUAAAAUGUUAGCUUUAAUCAAUCGCAUCCUUGAUUGGAUUAAAAGCUUGUUUUGGAAAGAAGAGAUGGAACUGACAUUGGUCGGCCUACAAUAUUCAGGGAAAACAACUUUUGUUAACGUCAUUGCCUCUGGUCAAUUUAGUGAAGACAUGAUUCCGACUGUUGGUUUCAACAUGCGCAAAAUUACAAAAGGCAAUGUCACUAUUAAAGUCUGGGAUAUUGGUGGACAGCCUAGAUUCCGUUCCAUGUGGGAAAGGUAUUGUAGAGGAGUCAACGCUAUAGUAUAUAUGGUUGACGCCGCGGACCCGGAUAAGAUCGAGGCGUCUCGCAACGAGCUGCACAGCCUGCUGGAGAAGCAGCAGCUCACCGGCAUACCCGUGCUGGUGCUCGGCAACAAGCGGGACCUGCCGCACGCACUCGACGAGCACGGCCUCAUCGAGCGCAUGAACCUAUCCGCCAUCCAGGAUCGCGAGAUCUGCUGCUACUCGAUCUCGUGCAAGGAGAAGGACAACAUCGACAUCACGCUGCAGUGGCUCAUCUCGCAUAGUAAGUCGGGCAGCGCGCGCUAGUCGCCGGCCAGUCGGUCCGCAGUCGGCACCGGCCGGCACCAGUCGGCACCAGUCGGCUCCAGUCGGGCUACCGUCGGGCGACAGUCGUUCCGCUCGUCUCCCGCUGGAUGCGGACUCCUCGCCCGCGAUCAACGACGAUUUUUCAAAUACGAUUUCGAAACGGAUUCCGCAUUCCGCGCGAGAUAUUUCUUUGGUAGCUAGUUUAAAGAUAUAGUCCGUUGAAUAGAUUACUCGUUUUAUAAAUGAAAUCUUAAAGUUGCAUUCGCGUUCGACAUUCAUCAGACCGUGAUCUAACAUCGUCUUAUCGACUGUGAGUGGGCUUCGGCUCGUUCUUGUAAUGCGUAAACUGCUAUUGUAAAUGACAUUAGUUCAUCAAAAUACGUAUCAAGGUAGAAGUGCACGCUAACAAGGACCUUUCUCGACCACAGCUUUUAAUCUUUGAUAUGUGUCUUGGCGUACAUUUCUUCUCGUUGAAUUACAGAAAGACUAUGGUUUAAUGUCUGUCUACAUUUUAGUUCAAUGUAUGCUCAAAUUAACGAUAUAAUAUUAUCUCGAAUAGCGCAAUCAUUUUGUUUAUUCGCAUAUUAGAACCGAAAUUCACCGCCAUUUCAAAAUGGCGUCAGAAACUAAAACGUGUCUUAGUCUGUGUAAUUCGAUGAGAAAAAAUUAAACUCUUAGGUCAUAAAUUUAAUUAGCUUGAGUCGACGAACUCUCUGAAUUAUGUGGCAUUAUUUUGUAUUCAUUGAAACUGGCAGUUUUUUUUCGUGCCAAGUUUGGUAAGCGCUUCAUUCGACUUAUAUUAACGUUACGUGAACGCAAAGUAUUGCCACAUUCAAAUAAAAUACUAUCCAAAGUAUAUAGCGGCUGUUAGUAAAUAAUUUUAGAGAUAAAUAUUCGAUAACAAAGUCCACACAACUUUGUUUACAAGAUUUUUUUUUUAUUUAUACAUCGUAAAAUUCAAUGCAACCAUCGGUAUAAUUUAAUUAUGAAUUAAUAUUGUACUUAUAUUUUUAUGUGGACUUGUAAUAUCAACUAUAUAUCAGAACGUUUUACAUCUAUCAGUCGCAAUAUUAAGGAUUUGUACGUAUUGUAAUAGAUUGUUUAGAUUCUCUGAUAAUAUUAGCAUAUAUACAUUAUAAAUAUACUUAUCUCAUAUUGUUAGCUAAAUAAUAAGUUAAUAUAAUAUAUAGUGUGAGACUAAUUUUGCUCCAUGAUAGCUGUAUAUAAAGUUGAAAAAAAAAAACAAAAUUUUGUUAAUAUAGUUUAUUUGAUAGGUCGAUGUAUUCUUCUAAAAAAUGUUAUUUUUAUUAUAAAGCGACAUUAGAUUAGGGUUGCCAUCAGCCAGUUAUAAACCCCGUUAAUAACUUAAUAGUGCAACGGCUUACCGACAGCCGAGAGAUUAGACAGUUGGUUCCAUCCGGACCCUUUCCCUUAGAAACUCUUUAGAAAUAAACUAGUCCAAAUUAAAAAUUAGCCAAUUUAAACUUGCCUUCACCACCUUAAUUCCUCAAAUAUAUUAAAUUUUCGAAUUAACCAGGUCGCCUUCUCGACAAUAUACGGCUUGGGAAAACUGCAAGGUUGGCAACCCUGUAUUAAGUUUACACAAAAUUCUUUAGUCACCAGAUUAAUUUAAUAUUCUUAAUCUGCACAUUGUGUUAUCUGAUGUAAAAUUUAUAAAUGUAGUUGCGUUUGUUCUAUACUAAGAACGUCAUCGAAGAUGAUCAGAAAAAAUGUAAAACACUUAUUAUAUAUUUUGGUUUUAACCGCGUCCAGACAUUUUUUUUUAAAUUAUUAUGUCUGAAGUUUCGACUGAGGUCGGCCGUCGGGUCGUGAGCUUGUUACGGGAUGAGUCAGCUGAGGUAAAAAAAAAAAAAAUAGUAUAA
Messenger RNA from Vanessa atalanta (red admiral), 2550 nucleotides. RefSeq names its product ADP-ribosylation factor-like protein 8 (gene Arl8). Gene Ontology annotation, biological process: protein transport; anterograde axonal transport. Bases 104 to 667 code for a protein of 187 amino acids. Gene Ontology annotation, molecular function: GTP binding; GTPase activity. The transcript is spliced from 5 exons. The record is from RefSeq and is a predicted model, not a curated record. NCBI's taxonomy places the organism in Eukaryota, Metazoa, Arthropoda, Insecta, Lepidoptera, Nymphalidae. Gene Ontology annotation, cellular component: lysosomal membrane.